Prinia subflava (tawny-flanked prinia) is the source of this 3309-nucleotide messenger RNA. RefSeq names its product L-2-hydroxyglutarate dehydrogenase (gene L2HGDH). NCBI's taxonomy places the organism in Eukaryota, Metazoa, Chordata, Aves, Passeriformes, Cisticolidae. Gene Ontology annotation, molecular function: (S)-2-hydroxyglutarate dehydrogenase activity. The transcript is spliced from 10 exons. The record is from RefSeq and is a predicted model, not a curated record. The coding region runs from base 64 to 1386 and encodes 440 amino acids.
GAGGAGAAGGAGGAGGAGAGCAGGACGGGCGGACGCGGCCCCGGCGCUCCCUCCGCCCCCAAGAUGGCGGCGGCGCUGAGGGGCCGCGCGGGCCGGGCCGCGGCGCUGUGGCGGCUGCAGAGCCGGCGGCGCAGCUCGUUCGACGUGGCCGUGGUGGGUGCGGGCAUCGUGGGCCUGGCGGCGGCGCGGGAGCUCCUCCAGCGCCACCCCUCGCUGUCCUUCGCCGUGCUGGAGAAGGAGCAGGAGCCGGCCCAUCACCAGAGCGGACACAACAGUGGUGUGAUCCACAGUGGGAUUUACUACACCCCUGGCUCCCUGAAGGCCAAGCUCUGCGUGCAGGGGGCAGCCCUGUGCUACAAGUACUGUGACCAGAAGGGAAUUCCCUACAAGCAGUGUGGGAAGCUGAUUGUGGCUGUGGAACACGAUGAAAUUCCAAGGCUCAAAGCUCUGUAUGAGAGGGGGCUGCAGAACAACGUCCCGGGGCUCAAACUCAUUGGAGCCAAGGAAAUCCAGGAGAAGGAGCCCUUCUGCAGGGGACUGAUGGCCCUCGAUUCUCCCUACACUGGGAUUGUGGAUUACAAACAAGUGGCCCAGUCCUUUGCCAGAGACUUCCAGGAAGCUGGUGGGACAAUCCUGACUGAUUUUGAAGUGACAAACAUGGAGAUGGCCAAAGAAAGUUCUCCAGAAAGUGAAGAUGGACUGAAAUACCCAGUCAUUGUUAGGAACAAAAAGGGUGAAGAAGUCUCCUGUGGGCACAUUCUGACCUGUGCAGGGCUCCACUCCGACCGCCUGUCCGAGAUCAGCGGCUGCAGCCCCGAGCCCCGCAUCGUCCCCUUCCGCGGGGAUUACUUGGUGCUAAAGCCAGAAAAGUCUUACCUGGUGAAAGGAAACAUUUAUCCAGUUCCCAAUCCCCGUUUCCCGUUCCUGGGAGUGCAUUUCACACCCAGGAUGGAUGGCAGUGUCUGGCUUGGCCCCAAUGCAGUGCUGGCCUGUAAGAGAGAGGGCUACAAACUCUUGGACUUCAGCCCUGCAGACUUUUUAGAUGCUGUGACCUACAGAGGGCUGUGGAAGCUGGUGCUGAGGAACAUGUCCUACGGCCUGGGGGAGCUGUACAGAGCCUUUUCCCUCAGUGCCCAGGUGAGGCAGCUGCAGAAGUUCAUCCCUGAGGUCACCACCAAGGAUGUUCUCAGGGGUCCCUCUGGCGUGAGAGCCCAGGCCCUGGACAGCGAGGGGAACUUGGUGGAUGAUUUUGUUUUCGACGGAGGCGCGGGGGCCGCGGGGAGCCGCAUCCUGCACGUCAGGAACGCGCCUUCCCCCGCCGCCACCUCCGCGCUGGCCAUCGCCGCCGCCAUCGCCGACGAGGCCGAACGGCGCUUCCAGCUCUGAGCGCCUCUGGAACGGGGCACUGCUCCUGGGGACAUGGAGCCAGCACGGCUGGGAAGGUGGAUUUGCAGACAGAGACCCCAAACAGCCUGGGGAAUGUUCUCACAGCUCCUUGAGCAAGUUGGAUUUGCAGACAGAGACCCCAAACAGCCUGGGGAACAUCCUCUGCACACAGCUCCAGCAUCGCGCCCUGGCACGGCGAGGAAGGUUUGGCCACCCGGGCAGGAGCAGCCGUGGGAGGGUCUCCAGCCACAGGCAGAGCCCUGCUGGGAUCAUGCCCGUGGAUUUCCCAUCCUGUGCUCCCAUCCCUCCUCAGAGGGGUCUGGAAAGCCACAGACAUGGCUCUCUGUGUGCUCUGAUUCCAUUUAAAUCAGUCUGCAGUCCUCUAGAUUACCUGGAAGUAAUGGAAUAGAGGGAUAAGCCCUGCUUAAGGGCCCUGCUGAUAUGGAAUUAAAGGCUUUAUCAGAGAUUGAGAACAAUAUUCAGAGCCUUCAACGUGAAUGUAGAGCACUUCACAGAAAAAUAAGCUUAAAGAGGAUUACCAAACCCAAGUCAAUUUAGAUCUGCAAUUCAGAUACUCUGUCUGAUCGCUGUCUCUAUUUUUUAUAGGGCAGAAAUGAAAAUAUGGAUAUAAACAAUCACUUUUUAUUUCAUUUACAGCUGGGAAAUCAGCGCUGAUCAGAAACUUCAUCAGUGGGUUUGGGUUUCUUCCUACCUUUGAAUGCUGGAAAUGCAAAAGGAGCUGAUCUUUGUCCAGCCAGUUGAGCAAUCCAGGGAAAACGGUCUUUGGAACAGGGAAUGUGAAAGGAGGGAAGCUCCAGAAACCUGCCUUGAGUCAUGUUUGAUACUGCUUCCCUUGGAGCCUGAGCAGGGAUGAGUCAGGAGAGUUUCCCAUUUUCCUGAGCACGGGAGGAGCUCAGACAGUGCUGGUGACUCCUCUGAGCUCCACUGGUGCCUGAUUUUUAUCAGAGAUCCUCCUAGAGGUGUCUGUGUGUCUGUGUGCUCUAAACUCAGAGCUGAGGAUCUGGGAGUGUCCUGCAGAACUGCUGUCACGCAGAAUUUUGUGGCCUCGGGGACAAAGUAUUGAAGAUUUUAUAGCAGAGGCUCACAGGGUGUUGGGUAACAGAUAACUGUGGGGAGUUGGUACCAGAAAAUUUGAGCUGGAUUUUGUCCUUAAAAAGUUCUUUUCUGAGCCCCUCUGAUGGGGUUAGCACAGGAGGGCAGCUGUGAGGCUGAUUUUACUGUACAGAUUGGAGACACUUUUUUGAGGGGAAAAAAGGGCUUAACCUGUCUUUUAAAAAAAACCCUUUAUUUUUCCUUAAUUUUUUCUCCUGGUAAAAUCUACUUUACCAACAAAUUGCUGGAAAUUCAAAUAACAACCCUUUCAGAGCAAAGUUUCAGUCACUUUAGGCAGAGCUUCAGCUGUUCCAACUCUUCCAGUGCCACGGGGCAGUGUAAAACUUCCCACAGUGGAACAAUCCUGUCUUCCCUCCCUGCCAGAAGUGUUGCCUAUCAACAGUAAAUCCUACAAAAGGAUUGCACAAGCCACUUCCUCCCACACGGGGUGUGGCCCUGACAUGUAUUAACAGAAUAAAGAACAUUAAAAUGCAAAGCAGACAGAGACCAGGGGGACUCCUAAGUCAGCAUUUCCCUGUGCUGCCUGCGGUGCUUUUUCCUCUCAGGUGGUGAUUGUCUGGGGGUAAAGUUUAUUUGAAACUUAAAUUAUGAACAUUGUAGCAUUCUGUGAAAAAGAAAUCUUUUCAGAGAUAAAAUUUUUACACUUUUGUUAUAAAAAUAACUUCAGAGAUCAUGAUAUCAGGGUUUCAGGCAGCAAUCCUGUUGCUUACAAAGUGUGAAAAUGGUUUAAUUUAUUUUCCAAAUAACCUCACUUUGAUGAUUUCAUAAACGUGCCUUUUAUGAUUAAAA